UAUCAGCAGUUCUACAAAGAUUAUUUUUCCAUGUUUUGUAGUGGACAUUAAAUAUUUGCAAGCAUGUUACCGGCCAACUUAUGUCUCGCAUGUGGGAAACAAGAUGACAACGUGCAUCCGUUAUCCAGAAGAGCAACAAAAUAUACAAGCAAAUGUUUUAAGGAUAUGCUGCUUGAAUUAACCCAAAUACAAACAGAUCCACUUUUGGAGCAACUUGACGACAAGCUGCCCCAGGGUAUAUGCAGCGACUGUCUUUGCAAAUUGGAUGAUUCAUACAAAUUUGUAAGUCGGGCGCGACAAGUGUAUGAUGAGCUACUUACCAAGCUACGUAAUGGAUUGCAAAAAGAUUGUCUUGACGAAACUCUGAUUGAUAUGGAAAUUCAUCACAUUAAAAGAGAAACGGACGUUAAUCCAAGUCACGCCUGUGGUGAGAAUGCAACACAUAUCAAUGAUAGUAAUGGUGAAGCGAUUGCUGCAUACAAGUGGCAUGCAGAGAUUGAUAUGGAGAGCACUUAUGAAGAUGUUAACAGGGAAGACUUCGACGGUAAUCCAGCUAAUGAAAAACAAAGCCUUCGGAAGCAACUUAAAGAAAAUGAAAAAACCGCAGGUAAUGUCACCAGGCAGGGACGUCAACGUUCAAAGCAGCAGACCAAAAUGGAGUUCGGAACACUGGAGGGACGUCAUGCCUGCGAGGUGUGUGGAAAAACCUUCUCGUGGCUCCGUGGAAUGCAGCGUCACGCACGAAUUCAUCUCGAGGCGCCCUCUCACGUAUGCGAUACCUGCGGCAAGAGUUUUCUGCGUAAAGACAUGUACACGUUGCAUUUGCGUUCACACACAGAUUCGAGAUGUCAGGCACCUGAUCUUGGCAAUGAAUGGCUCUUUGCCCAACGUCUGUACAGCUCUACUCCCCUCACAUGUAUUAAGUGCAAAUUGUGCGGCUUGAAGUGUGACCGAAUUAAACAGCUUCGAGUGCACUUGGCAGAGCAUAUUAGCCCAGAGACCCUGUGCAAUCUUAGGUUAGACAGCGAUCUUGUGAAAGAGCAAUUUGGCCUACAACACACACAAGUAAAUAUGACCGAUAUCAAAAGGCAGGUGUGUUCUGAUAUUGCUAAAGGUGACCAACUGGACAGGUAUUGUGAGGUGGUUAAUGCGCAUGGCUAUGAGAUAAGUCUCAGCGAUUCUGAUGAAGAAGUAGAGGACCUGACAGCUCCAUACCAAUGUCUUAGCUGUAACACUUUCUAUACGCGCAAGUUUAUGAUAAUUCGUCAUACUCUGGAGCAGCACCCCGAAAGUUGCCAACGAUGUGACAUUUGUCAAAUUGGUUUUGUUUGCGAUAAGCUACUGGAUCAGCACAGGCGCACACAGUGCCACAGUCCCCUAAAGCGUUACAAUUGUCGUGAUUGUCCUGGCAAGUUUAUUUGGAAGCAGAAUUGCGAUAGGCAUGCUUGUAUCCAGAAUAAGUUGCAGUCAGACACAGUUGACGUUAAACCGCGCCAUACUAGGCUGGGUAGAAAACGAAGCCCAACUUCCAGUAAGCUGCAGUGCCCUGAGUGCGACAAGGUCUUCAUUUGGCCAAAGGAUUUAACGCGUCACAAACGCAUGCAUCAGCCACAGACUUGUGCACAAUAUGAAUGCACUCACUGUGAACGAAAAUUCUAUCGCAAGGAUGGUCUCAAAUCCCAUUUGCGCGUGCACGGCGAGCAUCUUGACACAGCUUUAGUAUUAAGCACUUCGACCAGCGAGCAGCAAACGGCAACGCCAAUAAUGCUUCAGCAACUGAGCCAAGCCAAUGGCUGCAAGUUGAUUCAGUGCAUGAUUUGUUUCUCACGACACGCAAGAAUCUCGGAUCUACGGCAUCAUUUGUCCAUCCAUCAGUCUGGAGUUAAAUUUGAGAACAUCGAGAACAUUGCUGACAUCUCUCGUGCUCUAUAUCCAGAAAUUAGCGUGCCUUUUGAAAAGUAUCAGCUUAUUCAACGAAUCCAAAGUGAUGUGACAAAUGGCGUGGAGCUGGAUAGAUUUAUAUCCAUUACGAAUGAGAUCGGCAUUGAAUUAAGCUUGGAAAGUAGUGAAACUGACUCUGACUUGGAAAGUGAAGUUGCAGCUGUUAUUAAAGAUCGGAUAUACAGUUGUGAUCUUUGUCAGUUCAAGGUAGGGCGAAAACAUCAACUUUACGCCCAUCAGCUGAAACAACAUGAGUGGUCACAUGCCCCACGCAAGUGCGUCCUAUGUCAGGCAAGAUUUGUCAAUAACCAGCUCCUGCAACACCAUUAUCGCUCGUUCUGUCGGAAUGCGCAAAAGCCAUUCUUCUGCCAUAAGUGUCCGUUACGAUUUCGUUGGCGUGAUAAUCUAAAGUUGCAUAUCGCAUUAACACAUCAGGAAGUAGCUGAUAGUGGUGAACAGUCGCAGGAUAAGCUUCCAAUGAGUGCGACUGUUGACAGUUAUGAGUGCGUUGAGUGCAAGCGCACCUUUAAAAUCCAAAAGGAUCUGACGCGGCACAUGCUGAUACAUGCCCAUGAAUCAAGCAAGUAUCGUUGCCGCUGGUGUGCACGCCGUUUUUAUCACAAGCUAAAUCUCUUGCAGCACCUUAAACGACAUGGCAUCAAUGCUGCCCAACUGCCUUACGCCGAGGCAUUGUUGAAUGCCACAUGUCAGCCACACGGACGUAAGUGUAUCGAGUGCAAGGUUUGCGAGCAGAGUUUUGGCAGCAUUGCUGCACUUCGACAGCAUCUAUUGACAUCUGCGCCAGGCACACACCACGCAAUCGACUCCAUGCUUAACUACUCGAUCACCAAUCAGCUUGGCUAUGAGCUGCAGCUCGAAGAUUCUGAAACGGAUGAUGAGACUAAUUCGCUCGGCACUUUGCGCCAGUACACCUGCAGCAUUUGCCAUCUGCGUUGCUCACGCAAGUAUGAGUUGCAUCAGCAUCAACAAGCCAUGCACCGAUUGGAACGCAUCAGUGAUGGUUGCAAUCUGUGUAUCUACAAGAGCGUCUCCUUGGAGCUUAUAAAAUACCACCAACGUCUGUUGUGUGAAAAUUUGGAAAAACAGUUCAAGUGCUUAAAGUGCGAAUACAAGUUUAUGUGGGAGUCGAAUCUUUUGCGGCACUUGCAGCUACAGCAUCCUAGCACUGACGACAAUUCAAAGGAUGCGCCAGCAAAAUCCACCCAAAACGAAUCAAAAGCCGAGUGUCAAAUCUUUCAGUGCGGCCAGUGUACCCGUAAAUACAACCGUAAGGAUCGCUUGGCGGCGCACGUGAAGAAAUGCCAUGCACCUGGUGCAUUAUUUAACUCAACUAAAGCUGCAGCAUCAUCUCAGAACACUAAGCAUCAGAAAAGCUUUCUCUGCGCUUUCUGCGGGAAAGCAGUAAGUUCGUCCUCUAAUCUUAUUAUACACAUACGUCGUCACACCGGCGAAAAACCGUUCAAGUGCGACUUUUGUGAUAUGGCAUUUCCGCGUUCCUCCGACCUCCAGGUUCAUAGACGCACCCACACUGGUGAGCGGCCUCACAUUUGCACUGUAUGUCAAAAGGGAUUCGCACGCUCUUACAAACUUCAGCAGCAUAUGCGUAUCCACAGCGGUGAGCGUCCAUAUAAGUGCACCUAUUGCGACAAAAGCUUCACACAAUCCAAUGAUUUGACGCUACACAUCAGACGCCAUACGGGUGAACGCCCAUAUGAGUGCGAUACCUGCGGUGAUCGUUUCAUUCAAGGAACUGCACUUAAAAAUCAUCGUAUGCAGCAUGGUCACAAUCAGGUCGAUAAAUAGUAAGAAAGUAAAAAACUAAUAUUAAAACUGAGAUAUAUACAUAUAUAUUAAAAAAAGAUAAUAUUGAUAUUGACCAAUGCACUUUGAGGGGAAAAACGGUUAUU
This is a messenger RNA of Drosophila busckii, 3869 nucleotides long. Its product is annotated as zinc finger protein Xfin. NCBI's taxonomy places the organism in Eukaryota, Metazoa, Arthropoda, Insecta, Diptera, Drosophilidae. The record is from RefSeq and is a predicted model, not a curated record. Gene Ontology annotation, cellular component: nucleus. The transcript is spliced from 5 exons. Gene Ontology annotation, molecular function: zinc ion binding. The coding region runs from base 64 to 3765 and encodes 1233 amino acids.